Parnassius apollo (apollo) is the source of this 2235-nucleotide messenger RNA. The record is from the annotation of a GenBank genome assembly. NCBI's taxonomy places the organism in Eukaryota, Metazoa, Arthropoda, Insecta, Lepidoptera, Papilionidae.
UUGUGGACCCCAUAUAGUUACCGAGAUGGCAAAGUAUUUACUCUAUCGAGUUCCGGCGGGCCGCGUCCGGGUCCCUCUGGGUUGAACUCGUGCGUUAUGACCAAGAGCCCCAGGUUUCCUUGCGUCGAGAAACCAUUUACCACGCACACACUGAACCUCCUGCACAUGCCGGCCAACUGUAGAAAUCAACUGGAGGAUGGAAUCGAGCCUUUUGAUGAAGCGGUGAAUGAGGUAGAUUCAAGAACGAAUUGGGUGCAGAGACAAUUUUCCCGACUCACUCGAAACCUUCGCUAUCGGAUCAGCGGCGAAGGACGCACCAAGCCACCGGACUGGUUCUUGGAUAAGUUCGCCGCGCAGACCUUCACAGAUCCCGAAGAACCGCUUUAUCAGGCGAAAAGAUCGAAGCUCUUUUGUGGACUAAGGCUCGCUUUCGAUCCUACGUUACCAGCUCACUAUCAUUGGUUGGCGGUGGUGUCUCUAGCAAUCCUGUACAAUAUGGUGUUUGUAAUCGGCCGGGCGGUGUUCUGGGAGCUGGAUAACCUUACCGUGCUUUGGUUUGUGCUCGACUACCUCUGCGAUAUAAUUUACCUCAUAGACACUGUCAUACAUGUUCACGAAGGCUAUCUGGAACAAGGACUUAUGGUAAAGGAUUCAAAAAUGCUAAGGCGACAUUAUUUAAAAUCAGAUUCAUGGAGAUACGAUCUGAUUUCACUGCUGCCAACGGACGUCGCUUAUUAUUGGUGGAAACCGGGUUCUUGCGACUACAAACGUUUGCCGUGCCCUGUUAUUGUACGACUCAAUAGACUAUUUCGCCUGCCUCGAAUGUGGGAGUGGUUCGAUCGCACCGAGACCGCCACUAGUUAUCCGAAUGCUUUCCGAAUAUGCAAGGUCGUGAUGGCAAUUCUCGUUCUUAUACAUUGGAACGCUUGUCUUUAUUUCGCAAUUAGUUACGCCAUUGGAUUCGGCACGGAUAAUUGGGUUUAUAAUUUGACCGGUUCUCGAAAUGAGUCUCUUGCUCAUCAGUACAUAUACAGUUUUUAUUGGUCCACUUUAACUCUAACCACUAUUGGCGAAACACCCCAACCAGAAAUAGACGCCGAAUAUCUCUUUGUCGUUGCGGACUUCUUGGCAGGUGUAUUAAUUUUCGCGACUAUAGUUGGAAAUAUCGGAUCAAUGAUUUCUAAUAUGAAUGUUGCUAGAGUGGAAUUCCAAAAUAAAAUGGACGGUGUUAAACAAUAUAUGGCAUUCCGUAAAGUAAGUGGUGAGCUCGAAGCAAGAGUUAUUAGAUGGUUUGCAUAUACUUGGGCUCAAAGCGGGGCAUUAGACGAAGAAAACGUCUUGUCAUCAUUACCUGAUAAAUUAAAAGCAGAAAUAGCUAUUCGAGUUCAUUUAGACACGUUGCGAAAAGUAAGAAUAUUUCAAGAUUGCGAACCUGGACUUUUAGAAGCUUUGGUAUUAAAACUAAGACUUCAAGUGUUCAGUCCAGGUGAUUAUAUCUGCAGAAAAGGAGAUGUUGGUAAAGAAAUGUAUAUAGUCAAAAGAGGAAGACUUCAAGUAGUGGCUGACGAUGGAAAAACUGUCCUAGCCACAUUAAGCGCUGGAUCUGUAUUUGGAGAAGUGAGCGUUUUGGAGAUUGCAGGAAACCGUACCGGGAAUCGUAGAACGGCAAAUGUUCGUGCACUUGGCUAUUCAGAUUUGUUUUGCUUAGCAAAAAGAGACUUAUGGGAAGCUCUUGCAGAUUACCCUGAUGCAAGAGCUACGCUUACUGAACGUGGUUGUCAGUUACUAAGAAAGGAUGGUCUACUCGAUGAAACUGUAUUUGAAAAUGCCCAAACCACUCAACAGAGUUUGGAGGAAACUGUACACAAAUUAGAAACGACCAUUGAAAUGCUUAAUAAUCGCUUACAAGGGCUUCUUACCGAUGUAGGUGAGGAGCAAGCUAAAAUAAAACAGAGGAUUAACAAAUUAGAAGUUAGAUUAAUUGAAACAGACGAUGAAGAAACAGAUUCAGACGACACAUCUGCUGAUGGAACUGAACUAAGGAGUGAAGUGGUUCAGGUUUACGAUUCCUGCUCUGGACCGCCAAUUAGUUCACGUCGCGGUUCUGCAAUGAUAUAUAUGAACCCUCCCGUCCGUGACAGAGGGUAUUCUCUUAGCGUAGAGAGAACACCUGGUCUAAUACAUUUUCCACCCGAACCUCGAAGAAUUCAUCUUGGUUUCAUGGUUCCUGGUUAA